Messenger RNA from Peronospora matthiolae, 570 nucleotides. The record is from the annotation of a GenBank genome assembly. NCBI's taxonomy places the organism in Eukaryota, Oomycota, Peronosporomycetes, Peronosporales, Peronosporaceae.
AUGUGUCGCGUCGUACUGCUCGACCAGACCCAGUACGUCAACCAUCAAUUGGGAGCGGGGCUCCCAAGAAUCCCAGGACGGGGGAUAGCCGCGCCACCGGACGAGAUAACUCGUCCGACGUCCAGUUCACGUCGCGGUGGUUCAACAGCUGCUCUACUAGAUAGCGCUGGCCACCGCGAGAGUCCUCUAAUGGAGGUGGAGGAGGAGGAAAGACGCUCUCCACACGAUCAUGUGGAUCGGUGUGUUCCCGAGAGCUUCUUUGAUCGCGUAACGCAAGGGUUACGCGACGAUCUCGAGCAUGAGCGGAAUAGGCGUCUCCAGAUGGUGGACACUGCCUCGAAGCAUCGAGCUGAGUUUGCCUUUGCUCAGCUUGAGAACGAGAGAUCUCUGACAUCUCUUCGUGACGAGCUAAGGGUAGCUCGUGGGAUUGUUGAUCGGUCUCGGGCUGAGAUAACUGCUCUUCAGACCCUUGUUGAUGCCCACCAUCGGGAGCACAAGGCUCUCUGCGAGAUGCUUGAGCGCAAGGGCGUUCUUCAUCGGAAGAAGCAGCGUACUGAUGGUACGGCUUAA